This is a messenger RNA of Pteropus alecto (black flying fox), 5292 nucleotides long. RefSeq names its product golgin A1 (gene GOLGA1). Gene Ontology annotation, cellular component: Golgi apparatus. Lineage: Eukaryota; Metazoa; Chordata; Mammalia; Chiroptera; Pteropodidae. The record is from RefSeq and is a predicted model, not a curated record. The transcript is spliced from 23 exons. Bases 851 to 3178 code for a protein of 775 amino acids.
GGCCCCUUCUCCCAGUAUCCUCGGUCUGCCCCCAAAGCGGCCCGGACGGGGUUGCCCCAAGGCGCGGGGCGGUACUGGGGUUCUGAAAGGGCGAGGGUAGGGGCAAAGGUGGGCUGCCCGGCACUGGAGUCUGGAGCCUAGGGCUCCGGGAUUCCCCCCUGUGCUACCUUUGACAAGUCACUCCUCUCUGGGUCUCAGUUUCCCUGCUGUCAAAUGGGAGAGAUGGGUCCCUCCUUUCUUUGACAGUCCACGCACGGAAGGAUCUGAAAGGAGGCUGAGUGAGUGGGAUCCAGACUGCCGUAGCAGGCACCUGCUUACCUUCCUUGGCGUUAGGCGGCUGUCUAUUACCCAACUUAGCAAUCCUUUUUCUCAGCGACUUUCUUAGUGCAAGUCAAGACUCCAGCAUCUGACUAGAUAAACUGUCAGAAUCAGCAGAAAGAAAUACUGGCCCUGGGAAACCUUAAUCUCAUUCAAGUUAUUUCGUUCAGGGGCUCCCAGUGCGAAGUGAAUUUAGGCAUCUACUGCAAUGAGAGAUUCUAUGCUUUGUGCCUGCAGAACAGAACGCUUUGACCUCCGAUCUGUUUUAAAUCUAGUAGAUAAUCCAGGUGAGUAGGUGGUUUACAGACAUCGAAGGUAGAGUUUUUUGAAGAAUUGUACAGACUUAAAUGGAUGAUCUGAAAUGAUGCUGUGGUGUUGCCACAGGUCCUUGGCCCAUAUUUAAGGAGGAAUGCAGCUAGCUUGGAUAUCUGGAACUUUUUAGGCCCCUGUCUCGGAAUUCCUGGUUGCUGGCCUAAGGACCACUGUGGUGGUUCAAGAGCUGGUCAUCAGUGCAGGAUAGCCACACAGCAAGAUGUUUGCAAAACUGAAGAAGAAAAUUGCAGAAGAGACUGCUGUCACCCAGCGACCAGGAGGUGGUACUAGGAUCCCACGGUCGGUGAGCAAGGAAUCAGUCGCCUCUAUGGGAGCUGACUCGGGAGAUGACUUUGCUUCUGAUGGAAGCAGCUCCAGAGAAGAUCUUUCCUCUCAGCUUUUGAGAAGGAAUGAACAGAUACGGAAAUUAGAGGCCAGACUUUCUGACUAUGCUGAACAGGUCCGAAACUUGCAGAAGAUAAAAGAGAAGCUUGAAAUUGCGUUAGAAAAACACCAGGAUUCUUCCAUGCGGAAAUUUCAAGAGCAGAAUGAGACAUUCCAAGCCAACAGAGCCAAAAUGGCAGAAGGACUGGCUUUGGCAUUAGCCAGAAAGGACCAGGAAUGGUCAGAAAAAGUGGAUCAGCUCGAAAAGGAGAAAAGUUUUCUGACAGCUCAGUUACAGGAAAUGAAGAACCAGAGUUUGAAUCUUUUCCAAAGGAGAGAUGAAAUGGAUGAAUUAGAAGAGUUCCAACAGCAGGAACUAAGUAAAGUAAAACACAUGCUCUUAAAAAAAGAAGAAAGUCUGGGGAAAAUGGAGCAAGAGUUGGAGGCACGGACCAGAGAACUUAGUCACACCCAGGAGGAGUUAAGGGCCUCCACUCAGCUGUCAUCGGACUUGAGCCAAAAGCUAGAAGAACUGCAGAGACACUGCUCAACGCUGGAAGAGCAGAGAGAUCACGUGACAACUUCAAAAAUGGGUGCAGAAAAUAAGAUCACAGUCCUGGAGCAAAAGGAACAAGAGCUCCAAGCAUGCAUUCAGCAGCUUUCCACUGAUUUGCAAAAAGUCACUGCUGAAACUCAAGAGAAAGAAAAACUCAUCACCCAUUUACAGGAGAAAGUCACAUCCUUAGAGAGGAGACUGGAGCAGAACUUAUCAGGAGAAGAACAUGUGCAGGAACUUCUGAAAGAGAAAACAGUUGCCGAGCAGAAUUUGGAGGAUACCAGACAGCAGCUCUUGGCAGCCAGAAGCAGCCAGGCCAAGGCCAUUGACGUCCUGGAGACUCGGGUGAACGAUCUAGAGCAGAGCCUGCAGGCCUCUGAAGAGAAGCUGAAGCAGAGCGCUGGCGUUGUGGCAGCUCAGGAGGCUCAGAUUCAGGAGCUUGCCGCCGCGAACAAGGAGAGCAGCCGCGCACAGCAGCAGGCCCUCGCCCUGCGGCAGCAGUGCACAGAGCACCUCCGCGUGCUGGAGGCCCAGCUCGCUGCCCUGGAGCAAGCGCGUGCCGCCGACCAGGCGGCUGCGGAGCGCGAGGCGAGAGAGCUGGAGCAAGAAAAUACAGCCCUUAAAGAAAAGAAGAAUGAAUGCGAACUUUCUUUACAGCAUCACCAGCUUGAAUUAAAGAAGCUAAAGGAAGAAUGGAGCCAAAGAGAAAUUGUGAGCGUGGCAAUGGCUCAAGCUCUGGAGGAGGCACGGAAGCAGAGGGAAGAGUUCCAGCAACAGGCUGCUAACCUGACAGCCCUAGUAGACGAGAAGGAGCUGAGUGUGCGGGAAAAAGCCGAAGCGCUUCUGCAGAAAGAGCAGGAGAUUCUCCAGCUGAAGAAAGGUCACGACGCGGCCCUGCUGCACACGCACCAGCUGCAGACCGAGCUGGAGGCCCUGCGGAGCCGGAGGGCAGAGGAGCCCGAGGCGGCCGCCGUGCGGGAGGGCCUGCUGAGGCUGCCGGGCCGGGGGCAGGGGCUGGUGCUCUCUGACAGCGAGCCUCUCGCAGCCUCGAGGGCCAUGCAGGAUUCCACGUUCCGACUUACGGCUACGGAGGGAAUACCUAAUGGCGAGGUUGGGGCCACAGAUCUGGGGCGGCUACAGGAGGAAAAACAGGACUUGGAGCGGCAACUUCUAGAGAAAAACAAGACCAUAAAGCAGAUGCAGCAGAGGAUGCUGGAACUCAGAAAGACGCUGCAGAAGGAACUGAAAAUCAGGCCCGAUAGUGAGCUUUUUGAAGUCCGGGAGAAGCCCGGCCCUGAGAUGGCAAACAUGGCCCCUUCUGUCCCGAAUAACACUGACCUGACUGAUGCCCGCGAGAUCAACUAUGAGUACCUUAAACACGUGGUUUUAAAAUUCAUGUCCUGUCGGGAAUCUGAGGCUUUUCAUCUUAUAAAAGCUGUGUCAGUGCUGCUGAACUUUUCACAAGAGGAAGAGAACAUGCUCAAAGAAACUCUGGAGUACAAGGAGCCUUUCCCGUUCCAAACACAGAUGUCAUGGUUUGGGUCCAAGCCAGCUCCCAAGGGCAGCAUCCGGCCGUCUAUCUCCAACCCUCGGACACCGUGGUCCUAGAUGGAACUACCCAAGGACGGAGCUCUAUGGGCUGCCCCAUUUUCCGUGAAAAGAACACUGACACACCAGUCUGGGUGGGUUUUUAAUCACUGUCGCUGCAGUAUUUUGUACAAGUAUCUAAACAUUGUUUACAAGACUUAAGGCCCACUUCCCUGCAGACUGCUAUGAACCUCAGGAGGUAGCUAAUCCUGUCAUUCUGGUCACAAAUGGGAGGGUCCUGGCACUACCCACGUUUCCAGUGCUGCUGAAAUCCCAGCCCUGGCCAGCACCCAUCCGCACCUGAGUCCUCUGACUUUACUGUUAGCACGGAAAGCUGAAGCCGUCCGCAUCUGGCAGAGAGGAGGCGGCCGAUCCAUCACGUAGCAACGACUCUGGACGUAGCUUGCCCUUUGGAAUGAUGCCCAGCACGCCUGGCUCACCUGGUUCUGCCAGGGAGAGCCAACUCAGCAGAGGGGCUUUUAAAAAUUGUCCUUCUCUGUUAGCAUGUUGGGUGGGGUUCAGACGAGUUAGAAGAGGCUUUUUAAUCCUUCCUCUCAAAACAUUAUUUUACCUUGUUUCUCAAACCACCAUGAACUUUAGAUGUAUAAAUCUUUAAGAUGCUCUGGGACCAGUGUGGAUUAAUGAAUAUGCAGCUUUCUGUCAGUAUCUCAUUUUACUGAAGAAAACUAGCAAAUAUAUAAAAAGAUCCUUAGUACCAAAUAUACUCAAUUGCCUUUCUAAUGAAUGUACUUGUCCUGCAUAGGUAAACCACUUUUAACUAUUUUUUUAUAGCUCAAGUUCUUUGCUCUUAUAAACAUGUUUUCUGUUGUAAAAGCCAUUUAAUGGCGUUCUUAAAGGAAAAUCAGAGCAUCAAGAGAAAACUGUUUCUAACGUUGGGAUUCUUGCCCCUUUGUAAUUCGCUGGCAUCCUAUGGCAUCCGCUUCCCUCUGAAGCAGUGGUGGUAUUUCAUUCGCUCUGCUCUUAAUUCUGGGUUGUUAGCACUGAGCAAGCACUAAUCACAUGUUUUCUGUUAAGCACAGACCGCUGUAUUCAGAGAGGCAGCAGCUGUCCCUCCCUCAAGCCCUGACCAAAACAUUGGAGGUGGUCUGCCCUGUAUGUGGAGCCACCAGCUCUCCCUCACCCUACCCCCCAAAUAUUUAAGAUGACAGUACAUAUGUGGUGUCCAGAUAGCCCCCAACUGGCUGCAGGACUUGAUAGUAUACAGAUGGCUCUGGUAAUGACUGAUGAAAAGUUGUAUUCGUUAUUAAAGAAAAGGGAACGUGCUUGCCCUGGAUAACCACAAAAUCAAACAAAUCUAAAGGGAAACCGUUUAUUUAGUUUGAGGAAAGUUUCGCUGGUCAAAUAAAAAUAGCUGGAGCUCCUAACUCCGUUGUUAUCCCAUGAUGUAAAGUUCUGUUUCUCAAUUACACUUAGGGUUAAAAUAUCUCAGAAAAACAAGGCUCUUACGGAGUUAACCUGCUACAUUUUCACGGGCCUGAGUAGCAAGGGCAGCAUCACCCUCGUCCCACCUGGGCUCUGCCAUCCCAGUGACCCAUUCUUCAGUCUCCUCCCAUGACUCCUCCCUGCCAAUGUCUGUCCUGUUCAGAAUGCUAUUUUCCAUUUAUCUGGUGGGGACACAAAACAGGAGUCCCUUCUGUUCCGUUAUUUUGAUGAGGAAGAGGUAGCUUUACUACCUGUUCCAGAGUUCCGAAGGUCAGGCAGUUCAGGGCUUGCCACAGGCAGCUACAACACACCUGCAGGAGCCCGUUCAACUCUGGUGGCCUCACAGCCCCCCCCAACCCCGGGCAGGUGUAGGUGUGGCUGUGGGGCCCAUCACUCGGUCUGUACUUGCUUAGAGAGGAUGCAUUUUGAUUAGGCGUUCCUCCUGCAUGUUGAAUUUUUUUCAGCUUUAAGAGUGGAGUAACUUCAGAUUUAAUGCACUUUCACUUGUAUAAACAUUCUGUGAGAGACAGUAUAUGACCCUUUAUAUGAGCAUUGGAUCUGGAUCUCUCCCUCCAUGUUGUAAAUAGGGAUUAUAUUAUCUAAAAUUGCUGUAGAAAAAUUAUUUGUGGUGCAAUAUACUUUUUGAUUAAAGCUCUUCAAUCCAGAUGCAACUACAGUGGGUUUUACUGAUA